AUGGUAUCAGAGCGGUUCCAACCUAUCUCCUAUGUCGCCGUCGUCACUGGUGGAGCAGAUCAGGGAGAGCGCACCACUCCGCAGCCAACUCAGUCGCCGAUCCAUGCGACUUCGUCGACGAUUCCGCAGGGAAAUCCUAUUCCACAAGCACAAAGGAGCUAUGGUGUUGAAGAUGUGAGAAUCCAGGUGAAAAAUAAAUGGUGGAUUAUAGACAGUAGCAUUGCAGCGCCUAACAGUGAGGAUAAUCGAUAUGGACUUUGGAGACGAUGUAACCUAAUGCUAUGCUCAUGGAUCUUCCGAUCUGUGCAUCCUUCCAUUGCACAGAGUGUUAUGCACCUUGAAAACGCCAGGGAUGUUUGGAACGAUUUGAAGAGACGCUUUGCACAGUGUGAUGCGCAGCGAAUAUCAGCACUGCAAAAUGACAUCUAUAGCUUGAAGCAGGGAUCUCAGUCCGUUAGCGAUUACUAUACGAAGUGUCGGAUCAUGUGGGAGGAGAUGAAUACUUUGAGGCCACUCCCGCUAUGCAAGUGCGGUCUAGUUGACGAGAUCAGGAAGGAGCGUGAGGUUGAUCAGGUGAUUCGCUUCCUUCAAGGUUUAAAUGAUGAUUUCAAUACUUUAAAAUCUAAUGUUCUUAUGUUGGAUCCGUUACCGGAAGUAUACAAAAUAUAUGUUAUGGCUGAGAAAUUGGAGAGGCGGAUUAGCUUGAUGAAAUUAAACAUAAAUAAUUUUGAGAUCAGCCAUGCUAAUUCCAUCCAAGCUACUGAGAUGGUUCAGAACUCCAGUGAUGAUUUGGUUGCUGCAAUUAACACUUUCAAUGGUAAGAAAUACACAAACAAUGGAGGAAGCAAACCUAAAUGCAGUUUUUGCGGUAUGAUUGGACACACCGUCGACAAGUGCUACAAGAAACACGGCUACCCCCGGGGUGGGUGCCGGGCUUCAAAUCCAAAGUCAAGCAGCAAGGAGCAGCUUCUGUUAUGA
Ipomoea nil (Japanese morning glory) is the source of this 978-nucleotide messenger RNA. RefSeq lists its product as uncharacterized. The record is from RefSeq and is a predicted model, not a curated record. Lineage: Eukaryota; Viridiplantae; Streptophyta; Magnoliopsida; Solanales; Convolvulaceae. The transcript has 2 exons. The coding region runs from base 1 to 978 and encodes 325 amino acids.